Molecule: messenger RNA, 1527 nt
Organism: Colletotrichum spaethianum
Lineage: Eukaryota; Fungi; Ascomycota; Sordariomycetes; Glomerellales; Glomerellaceae
Product: putative amidohydrolase YtcJ
Exons: 1
Coding region: 1-1527 (508 amino acids)
Molecular function (GO): hydrolase activity, acting on carbon-nitrogen (but not peptide) bonds
Source: RefSeq, a predicted model, not a curated record
AUGGAUGGGAAGAUUGCCGCCAUUGGGCAAGAGAGCAAAGUAAAGCCCAAAGAUCUGGAUGACUUCGAAGUUCAUGAUCUGCAUCAAUGUAUCAUCCUCCCGGGUUUCGUCGAUGGACACAUGCACCUCUUGCUCCUAGGCCAAUCUCUGCGCAAGUUGGAUCUAGUCCAUUGCAAAACGCUGGAAGAUAUACGGUCAGCUAUCAGGUCUUAUGCAGAGGCAAAUCCUGAGUUGCCCACUAUUCUCUGCAAAGGCUGGAUGCACUCUAUGACGCCCGAUGGAGUGACAGCAGCUUUGCUGGACGACAUUGACCCGCGGCCUAUCUUCGUCGACGCCAGUUCCCUGCAUUCAUGUUGGUGCAACUCGGCAGCUUUGGAAAAGCUUGGGGUUGCCGAUAUGCCCAACCCAGCAGGCGGUCGUAUCUAUCGCGACGCCAAUGGAAAGCCCUCGGGUGUCUUGGAUGAAGGCGCGAUGAUGUCCAUCGUCUGGCCAUAUCAGGCAUGCUCAUAUCCCAAGGAAGAGCGUAUCAAGGCAAUACACACGGCUAUUGAGGAGUACAACGCUGCAGGCUACACGGGAGUCGUGGAGAUGGCCAUGGACGAAGAAGCAUGGGAUGCCCUUGUCACUCUUCGAGAAAGGCGGCCAGAUCUUUCAUUGCGCGUGGCUGCACAUUGGCUGAUAAAGCCGAACACGGAUUUUGAGGCUAAUUCGGCGCAGGUCCGAAGAGCCAUUGAGUUGAGCCGGAAGUACAACGCUAGCACAACCCCGGAUCUUCGGAUCGUCGGGAUCAAGGUCAUUUGCGAUGGCAUUAUCGACGCCUGCACUGCAUUCCUUUCUCAUCCAUACGCACCCGGAGGCAGUCCACCGCCGAUCUGGGAGCCUAGAUACUUGGAACCUGUCGUCAAAAAAGCAGACGCUGGUGGGCUUCAAGUUGCACUCCAUGCGAUUGGGGACGCUGCAAUCAAAAUGGCCAUCGACGCCAUUGAAAACAACACCACUCCGGGACGACGGCACCGUAUCGAGCACCUGGAGCUCGCAGCACCUGAAGACGCAAAACGACUUGGAAAGUUGGGGCUCACGGCAUCUAUUCAGCCCUUGCAUGCCGACCCGGCCAUUCUUACAGAAUGGCCUCGGUUGUUGGGAGAAGAGCGUUGCCAGAGAGCCUUUGCCUAUCGCGAGUUCGCUGACUCUGGGGCCCUGAUGGCGAUUGGUAGUGAUAGUCCAACUUCACCUUGGGCGCCGUUGCGUAACCUGUACGUUGCGGCUACGAGACGCUCGGCACGCGAUCCUGCUUACAAGAGUACCGUCAACGAAGGUUUUCGGCUGGGUCUCUGCGAGUCUGUCACGGCUGCAACUUAUGGUGCAGCUUGCAGUGUGUUCGCAGAAGGACGAGUAGGAAGCCUGGAUGUAGGGAAGCUCGCAGACUUCAUUGUUGUGGACAUGCAGUGGGGUGCAGAUAAUCUCUUGGAGGCAAACGUGAAAGAGACCUGGUUUGAUGGCCGGAAAGUCUGGGAAAGCCUAAAGUGA